This is a messenger RNA of Exophiala dermatitidis NIH/UT8656, 1556 nucleotides long. RefSeq lists its product as uncharacterized. Lineage: Eukaryota; Fungi; Ascomycota; Eurotiomycetes; Chaetothyriales; Herpotrichiellaceae. The record is from RefSeq and is a predicted model, not a curated record. Bases 643 to 1455 code for a protein of 270 amino acids. The transcript has 2 exons.
CAACAAACAAAACCAAGGCACAUGUCUGCCAAAACCCGUCCCAUGUACAGUAUCUCCCAGCUUCAUGCUCAUCAUCAUGUUUGGCUUUCGCAAAUUCUAUACAUAGGACGAUAUACAGGUAUUAGCAGGAGAGUCUGUCAGGAAUGCGGAUGCUUGUGCAUAGACCACUUGUUGAAAGCGUCUCCUUUGUUCCUCAUCUGCAACCAUCUUCUUCAACCUUUCUCAUGAAGACAAACUGUGAGACUCGCUGGUCAGUCUGUUUCAUAUGCUCGGUUGACCACAGUUCGCGGAGUUACCUGGUUGAUAUGUCCAACUUGAAUGCUUCCCCAGCUCUUCUGGAGGUUCACUCGGUCCGCACGUCGGAAAUUGAUCGGUUCCACAGGUUCGAUGCCGUUGCUUCUCAUUGACAUGUGUUACAGCUAGCCCUCUCAAACUGAUGAAAGCGGCUCAGCCAGUCUAUACCGCAAUAUUCCUUUGUUGAUUUAUCCAAUUUCGGCACAAAGAAAGAUGACUGUCAAUAUUAAUAGCCAUGCUUCUGGAUGUUGGCCUCCUACCGAGCUGCUAUCCAAGACCUUCGUUUCCUGUCUCUGUCAAGCUGUUUCUAUCUGCCAUUUGACUCACCUGGUGGGAAUUUAGUUCACCAUGCGCUCAAUUAUCGCUGUGCUCGUCGCGGCCUUCCUGGCCACCGCAGUCCAAUGUUUCGCCGAACCUGACGGUGGUCAUGGAUUGGUUCACCACAAAAGCUGCGCUCCCAAGACCGGUGACUGCUCCAACUGCGGCGCCGACUAUGUCCUCUGCGGUACUGCCACUUGCUACAACCCCAAAGCCGGUGAAACAUGCUGUCAAAAUCAAUAUGCAUGCGCCGCCAACUUCAACUGCUCGUCCACUGGCCCACACUGCAUACCGAAGAAUGGCGGCAAAGACUGCGAUAAAAGCAAGACGCACACCAGCACAACUACUACUGCCGCCAGUGCAGUGCCCACCACCACCAGCUCCUCUACGUCUGUGUCAAGCUCAGCUGCCGCCACGAUUACUACUUCGGCGGCUGCUACCGCUUCCCCCGUUGCCCUUGUGAUGUCUGCUCCUGAUGGCAGCAACAUAACAACAACCUACACGACCACCGUCACUUUGUACACCACGAACUGUGUAACCGUCAGCGCCACUUCGGGGUCGUCUUGUAGCCUGAGCGGCGCCACCACCGGUCUUCCUUUGACCACCAGCUCUAUGGUGCCAUAUGGCAACUCGACCACAGUCGCAUUGAAUACCACCACGUCCACGUUGUCGGUUGCAAAUGUCACGGCUCAUUCUACCGGCCAGCUCAGCCCCAAACCGACCGCGAGCAUUAGCCCUCCUAUUAGUGGCUACAAGGGGGCUGCCUCGGGUGUCCAAGGCCAAUCGUCGACGUCUUUGUUUGCUUUGGGUUGUUUCAUUUAUAUGGCUGCUCUGUUGAUUUAGAGCGAGUUGGUACAUGCUGGUGGUGAUGGCUCGCCGAAAGGGAAAAUGUCGGCAAAAUAGACAGACGGAAGAUACCUAAUCUUGAUCUAUGUGGGAGAAUG